AUGUCCUCCACAAACGAAGCACCGCGGGGUUUCCAAGGCAGCGAGGAGCACCGCAAAUAUGGAGCCUUCCAAAACGAACUAUACAAAGCCGGGAUGUUCGCCCAGCGUCUCCCAAUCGUCACCACUGACCCGAAUAAAUUGGAGGAACAAGCAAGGAGCAAAAUGGCCCUUACAUCCUUCAAUUAUGUCUCAGGUGGAGCUGGGGAGGGGUCAACGAUGGAUGCCAACAGAUUAGCGUUCAGACAAUGGAAGAUGGUACCGCGGAUGUUGAGACCAACAUCAGGUCGAGACUUCAAGGUUAAUUUAUUUGGAGAGACAUACGAUAGCCCGAUCUUAAUGGCCCCAAUAGGCGUACAACAGAUCUUCCACCAAGACAAAGAAACUGGCGUCGCGGAAGUCUGCGCCGAAAUCGGUGUCCCAUACAUCCUCAGCACGGCAUCCAGCUCUUCCAUCGAAGAAGUUGCGCAGGCGAGUGGAAAUGGACCGAGAUGGUACCAAUUAUACUGGCCGCAAAGCGACGACAUUACGAUUUCUCUCCUGGAACGCGCGAAAGCCAACGGGUAUAAAGUCCUUGUCGUGACGCUGGAUACAUGGGCGAUGGCGUGGAGACCGGCGGAUCUUGAUCAGGGGUAUGUUCCCUUCUUCAAGGGCGUUGGGAAUACGAAUGGCUUCACGGAUCCGGUUUUUAGGGAGAAGUUCCAGAAGAAAUAUGGAGCUGCGCCGGAGGAGAAAGCGCUAGAGGCGUCUGCGGAGUGGAUCGGUGAUGUGUUUUCUGGGGCUCCUCAUACUUGGGAUCACAUUGCCCUGUUGAAGAAGCAUUGGGAUGGGCCUAUUGUGUUGAAAGGAAUUCAGCACCCUGAUGACGCUAGGCUUGCUGUGGAACAUGGAUGCGACGGGAUCAUCGUAUCUAACCAUGGCGGUCGGCAACUCGAUGGUGCAAUCGGCUCCCUAGAAAUGCUUCCAGAAAUCGUCGAAGCAGUAGGUGAUAAAUGCACAGUGCUAUUCGACAGCGGCAUCAGAACAGGCGUAGAUAUCAUCAAGGCACUGUCACUUGGAGCAAAGGCAGUCCUUAUUGGUCGGCCCGUAGUCUAUGGAUUAGGCAUCGGCGGGAAGUAUGGAGCAAAGCAGGUUCUUCAGGGGCUCUUGGCAGAUCUUGACCAGUCGAUGGGUCUAGCGGGGAUUCCAGAUAUCGCUGGUUGCAAUAGAUCUAUGGUUAGAAGGGUGCAAUAUGGUGGAGAUCUCAAGUCAUCGAACUAA
Venustampulla echinocandica is the source of this 1257-nucleotide messenger RNA. Its product is annotated as Oxidoreductase. Gene Ontology annotation, molecular function: oxidoreductase activity; FMN binding. The record is from RefSeq and is a predicted model, not a curated record. The coding region runs from base 1 to 1257 and encodes 418 amino acids. Lineage: Eukaryota; Fungi; Ascomycota; Leotiomycetes; Helotiales; Pleuroascaceae. The transcript has 6 exons.